This is a messenger RNA of Cryptococcus wingfieldii CBS 7118, 591 nucleotides long. Its product is annotated as 60S ribosomal protein L21-A. Gene Ontology annotation, cellular component: ribosome; cytosolic large ribosomal subunit. Gene Ontology annotation, molecular function: structural constituent of ribosome. Lineage: Eukaryota; Fungi; Basidiomycota; Tremellomycetes; Tremellales; Cryptococcaceae. Gene Ontology annotation, biological process: translation. The record is from RefSeq and is a predicted model, not a curated record. The transcript is spliced from 4 exons. Bases 1 to 591 code for a protein of 196 amino acids.
AUGUUCAGGAGGAACUUCAAGGGUGCGUACCGUGUCCAUGCGAAAAAGGACACUGCUCAUCGAUGUCUCGCUUUGAUUGUUGAUGCCCCUCCCCUCCCUAUCCGUUCUCCUCCCUGCUCGCCCCUCUCUGUCUGCUUGGAAACCGUGUCGGAUGGGAAUCGCUGGAUGCAGCACGGUGCCCCCAACGUCUCCACCUUCCUCAUCAACUACCGAGUCGGUGACAUUGUUGACAUCAAGGCCAACUCCUCCCAACAGAAGGGUAUGCCCCACAAGUUCUACCACGGCAAGACCGGUAUCGUCUACAACGUUACCCCCCGAGCUGUUGGUGUGAUCAUCUACAAGGUCGUCAACGGCCGAUACAUGGAGAAGCGAGUCAACAUCCGUGUUGAGCACAUCAAGCACUCCAAGUGCCGACAGGAGUUCCUUGACCGAGUCGUCUCCAACGCCGCCCUCAAGAAGGAGGCCAAGGCUAAGGGUGAGCACGUCGACCUCAAGCGUCUUCCUGCCCAGCCCCGAGAGGCCCGUGUUGUUUCUAUCAAGAACAACGUCCCCCAGACUCUUGCCGCCAGGCCUUACGAGACUUACAUCUAA